This is a messenger RNA of Juglans microcarpa x Juglans regia, 4879 nucleotides long. Its product is annotated as CST complex subunit CTC1. NCBI's taxonomy places the organism in Eukaryota, Viridiplantae, Streptophyta, Magnoliopsida, Fagales, Juglandaceae. Gene Ontology annotation, biological process: telomere maintenance via telomere lengthening; positive regulation of DNA replication. The transcript is spliced from 17 exons. Gene Ontology annotation, cellular component: CST complex. The record is from RefSeq and is a predicted model, not a curated record. Bases 73 to 4188 code for a protein of 1371 amino acids. Gene Ontology annotation, molecular function: single-stranded DNA binding; telomeric repeat DNA binding.
CAUUUUCCGUUUUCUUGCUCUCCCCCGAGAUCAAGCCAGCGAGCAGUAAACAGACGUUAUCGGCAACAGAAAAUGGAAGAUCCCAAAGUCCUCACAAUCGCAGAGCUGCUCCGGCUUGGUCGUCCUCUCACCGCCACGAACUCUCUCCACUCGCCCCAUUGUGCCCGUCCUCUCUCUCCCAAACUCUCCGUUUUAAAAAACCAAAGAUUCAAGCCCUCGUGCCGGCCCCCAUCACCUCCUGGUCCCACCGGCUCUAACACUAACCCUAAACUUCUCACUCCUCUCAACCACCCCGCCAUCAUCGUCGGAACUUUAACUCUCCCAACCGACGAUUCUGCCUUCGCUCCAAACCCUACUCUUCGUUGCCCGUACAACAACUGCUUCCGAUUCUCUGACACUUCGGCUACGAUUUGCUGCGACAUUAUUGACCUCGAUUUGCGGAUUCUUGGGAAGGAAAUCAACGUUCUUGCUUGGAAUUUCGUUCCCAUGAAACGUGGCUCCGGGUUCUUGGAGAUUAUCAAAUGGGGAUUUCCGCAAUCGAGCGGCGGACUCGGCCGGUGUUCGAAUGUUGAUUUGUUUCCAUUGGUUUCCGGCUCUUCGUCUUCCUCUGAGGACAGUUCCAAAGCUCGGUACCGCAUUCACGGCUUAUUAGAGUCAGUAAGCCCUGUCACCUUAGUUCCAUGCUAUAUGGGUCUAAGUUCAAGCACGUCGGUAAAUUUAAGAGGAUUUUUGCUCCAAGUUAUGGCUUGCGAGUGUAUAUUAUGUACUUGCAAAACUGCGGCAAUGGCUUUGAAUGAUUCAAUUCAAGAACAGGGUCGGAGUAGGAGCCAUUCUUACAACAAAGUCUGGUUUGUAUAUUUUUGUGGUUCCGCUUCAUCGUGGCAUCCCGUGAUUAUGAAACUUAUUGGGAAUGCUAUUACGCUAUUGGGCUUGAAGAAGAAGUUGAUAUAUUUUGACAAGGAAGAGUCUCGUUUGAUGUAUGUAACAACGGAGAAAUCUACUUUGCACUUACCAAGGCUAUCCGACAAUCGGGUACCGUGUGAGAGAAGUGUAAUUAAGGGGAAGGGUGAAUGUGGUUCGUAUAAGGGCAUAAUCAGAGGCGUGUACAUGGAAGGAAUGGUCGUCGAGCUGGAUAAUGAAGUGUGGCUGUUACUUACUGAUCAUAUAAUUUCUCAGCCCCAUAGCCUUAGGGUUGGUGCUUUUAUAUCCGUGAGAAAUGUCCAUUUUGUGAAUCCAAGAUUUUCUUGGAAGAAAAUGCUUAUUCUUGGGGCUUGCUUCAAGACUAAUAUAAUCGUGGAGUCCUUCUCCCCAUUGGAAGCUGGGUGUCAUAUUGUUUCACAAUCAGAGAGUAUGCUGGGCAAGUUUGUUGCGUCUCUAGCCUUUUCUGCUAGACUAUGGGUAUUACUUCUCGUUUCAUGCCUUAGGAAAAAGUUUGCAGGUACAAUAUCUGAGAAGAAGAUUUUGGGAACAAAACAUAAAGAAGGACUGGCUCAAGUGUACGCUAGUUUACAUCUGCCUACCUCAGUGUUUCUAUCUCGGCAUGGAGUAUUCAUGGAAAUAUUUAAACACAACCAUUGCGGCUGUGGUAGUGAACUGUAUUCUGAUGGUCUGAAACUGGUUAUACCCAUAUCUUGUUUUUUCCAUCAUUGUGAGGCCACAUGGAUGAGAAUUCUACAAUUAAAAAAUGAUUGUAAGAAACUGUGUGAAAACAACCUGUUCAGCCUUCAAUCAUGUGAACGGAGAUUAUAUGAUCGGUCAGUCAGGAAAAUACUUACAAGUGACGAUAUUGGCAUUAUUUUGCUUGGAAGUCUAAAGAUUUCUCCCUCUUCUGGAAGAUUACAGUUGGUUGACGUAACUGGUAGCAUUGAUGUUCUUAUACCUGAUCUUCCAUCAACAUGGAAUGCCAACAGUAUAUAUGAGGUAAUUCACUAUAGGCUUGUUAUUGAGGGUGCGCCUAAUCUGGUAGAUCAUUUGGGAUUGCUUGACAAUAAGCCAUUCUCGUGCAGAAGUAUCUUUCAGCAUAUUUCACCAGCAAGAGAGAUAAAUUUAACAGUAUAUAUUUAUUUUCAUUGGGCAGAAGUGACUUGCAAAAAUCUUCCCUUUUAUCCUAGUAUUGACUGGAAGGAUGAUCUCAAGAAACUUGAGGGUGGAACAUUUCAUCUGCUUUAUGUAACACACAAAUUUCCUGUGCUGUACAAGGUACAUGAUGAUCCAGCUAUUCCAGAUAGGUCAAGCCUAUAUGUUGAGGCCUUAGUUUUGCCUUGGGAUUUAUAUUUUGUUGAAGAUGGACUAGUGAAGCUAGAAAAGGUUUCAGGGGAACAGCUGAAGGAGUGCCCAGAACAUAGUGCUAAUGAAAAUUAUGAGCGUCUCUCUCUCAAGAGACAUAAAAGUGAUCAUGCAUCGAUCAGGGCAUCGAGUUCAGGUGUAAUGUUAGAGUUCUGCAAAUCUAGCAGUGAACUGAGUGCUUGUUCUUAUUCUUCUACUCAGUCCAGUGAAGAGCCAAGAUGCUGCAACUCGAAUUCUUAUGAAAUUUCUUGUUUGGUCACUGUUAGAGGUGUUAAUGGUAACAGAGCAGUUAGCUCAGGUAUCAUGCACUGCACAAGACUCAAUCUGAAUACUGGCGGUAGUUGCAGAUCAAGUAUGCAGAAGGUACUGUUGGAGUUCAAGUCCGAAAGUUUCGUCAAGUAUCAGUUGUUGCAGAUUGGUGGUCAUUACAUAACAAGGCAUCAUAGAGAUGAUUUUUUCUGUAAUUUCAAGGACGUCUGUGGUGUCAAAGUUCAUGUCACUUCUGAAACACAUUUGUGGAGUCUUUCAUAUGCUUCUGAUGAGGUCAUCCCAGAGAAUAAUUCAUCAUACUACCCUGCAUUAGAUAGUUUUGUCAGAAAUAAUGAGGUUCUGUUUGAAGAUCGAAUUGAACUCCAAGUGUCCACUCAAAAUUCUCUGAGAACCUGUUCAGAUGUUCAUCUGUGUCUCCCAGCCCAUCUAAUAGGUCUCUUUGAGGAAAAUAUUAAGGGAUUGGAAGAAGGCCUAGCCAAGGCAACUUUAACAACCAAAGAGCUUGCUAAUGCUUCUCUGUCAAUUGGGUCCCCUAAUUGCCUGUUUCCUGAGAGAAAGUUUUCUUCUCUCCGGGGGCAAGUGAUUUCUAUUUAUAGCACUGAUGACAUUGAUGUACUUCUGAGCCAUGAAAACAAUGAUGUUCCACAGUCAAGAUCCUUUCAGAGAACUAUACGCAGUUUUUGUAUUCAUGUUUUGGUGGACAAUCACGUUGUGAGGAUUUUUGGUUCCCUGAAUAAGCAUGCUUGUCCUAUUGGAUUCGGACCUGGAACAUAUGCAACGUUUCAUCGGGUUCUUGAACUGGGGAGCAAGAAUAGCUUUAUGUUGACUCCCGUAACAUAUAUUGUAAUCAACUCCAUCAGUGCUGUCAGUGGACCAUACAGUGACAGCUAUCUUAGUUUUCAGCCUGUACCAGAUGUUUACAGUAAUGCUUCUCCAGAUACUGUUUCUUCUGGUCAGUUUUCAGAAUUGAGUCAGUGCUCGGAUUGCAAGCCAAUGCGGUUUCACUGCAGGGUUGUUGCAAUCCAUAUACUGAUUCUGGAGAAGGUAAAAUAUGAUGGUUUACCAUCAAAAGCUGCGUCCAGGCCACCUGUUGUUGAUAUUCCCCUUGCUUGUUUCAUUUUAGAUGAUGGGUCGUCAUCUUGUUGUUGCUGGGCUAAUGCCAAAACAGCAUCUACCAUGCUUCGGCUGCAUGAAAAACUCCCACAGCGAGCUUUUGAAAGCAGCCACUGGACUCAAAAGUGGGCUGGGAUAGAUGACAAUGCCUGCAGCUCUGCCAUUCAUCAUCUUGAGAGGAUUUUCGAAAACCAUGAUAGAAUUACAGUGAAGAACUUUGGGUCAAUGUUUGAUUCUUCUUAUCAAGACCUUGCUGUUUCUACCAGUUCAGAUAAUGCCCUUAGUGCUUUGGAUGAGAGCCUUCUUAAGUUCAUGAUUUUAAAUGCUUCCUUUAGCUCAUCCUGGACUGUCAUUGCUAGAGUGAUUGAUGUGAAAGCUGUUUGGCAAUUGGGGAAAGAACACCUUACAGAAAUGGAGAUGACUGUCGAUGCCAUGCAAAACAUUUGUGCUAUGGAAGUUUGCUACACAAACCCACUUGCUGAUGGUAGGAAUAUGAUCCAAGAACUGCUUAAUAGCUAAUGCCAUGGACAAUAUAUGGAGCGAAUGGAAUCAAGUGGUUCAUGAACACGUCCUCCUCGAUGCUCUAUCCUUGGCAUCGAGCACAUCCAGUCUCUGCAACACUUUGUUGAAUGGCCUGAAAUCAUCCAAUAAUCUCCCAUUGGCGUUCAUCCCCUCUAUACAGGUUCCUCAAAGUCUAGAUUGAUAUGGCCAUCCACUCAGAUCCGACAGUUGUCACUGAGAUUUCGAAAUUGGCACAGGAUAGCCAGACUACCACCACCUUGAUCCCCCUGGUGGGAUUCGAUUGUGUUGGAAUACAGAGCAAGUUAACAACAUCCAUUCCUUUGCUAAUACGGUGGCUCAUGAUAUGGCAAGAUUGGCUAUCUCCAUUAAUCUUGAUGUUCUAUUGCACUCUCUUCCCUUUCCUGUUCUAUAUGGAAUGCAUCUCCCGGAUUGCAAGGCCAUUUUCUUUCAGUAAUUAUGUGAAUAUUUGAAGCCAAUACUGGAUCAAAAGAUGUCCUAUCGAAUUUCUAUAUUUGUUAAUCACGUAAAUCUCUUUACUUUCACCAUUGUUUUCAAGUCAAAUGUUUGGAACUUUAACGGAGUAUUUAUUGCUUCUACCAAGUUAACAUCUAUAGUUUUAGUUUUUUUUUCAUAUUUAGAAUAUUUUAAUAAGAAUUGGUGUUUGAGAAUCGGAGGUCUUUUUUAUUUA